Penaeus chinensis is the source of this 7957-nucleotide messenger RNA. RefSeq names its product mucin-17-like. Lineage: Eukaryota; Metazoa; Arthropoda; Malacostraca; Decapoda; Penaeidae. Bases 999 to 7364 code for a protein of 2121 amino acids. The record is from RefSeq and is a predicted model, not a curated record. Gene Ontology annotation, biological process: protein dephosphorylation. Gene Ontology annotation, molecular function: protein tyrosine phosphatase activity. The transcript has 15 exons.
AGACUUCGCCACAUGGACCAAUGCUCUGCGUUGCACAGAAGCAACAUGUGGUAUGUCGCUCCUGUUGGUGUUGCCACGCAUGACCGGGCCGUGAGUGUCACACUACUCGCUUACAAUAUAACUUGAUGGAUCGUCACUUGAGCGAUUGCUUGCUCGUUGAUAUCGGUGUUGGUUCGUGGAAAUAUUCGAAGGUUCAUGUUGUGUUGUGGUUCGAUGGACAGUGGCAGAUGGGACACGCAAACGGUAUUCACGCACGCAUACUGACACGCACACCCAUAGUCCCUUCUACCAAAGUUUCGAUAUUGUGAAAAUCGUGAACGGAUAAACAUUCCCUCGCGCGAGUGAGCGCACGCACAAACGUACACACACGCACGCACAGUAUUAUGAUGUAAUAUUAAAUAAUAGUAACAAUAGAGUUGAAAUUGAAAUCACAUUCUAAAUAUGAAACUCGGUAAUGAUAUCUAAGUGCAAAGAUGUGGUAGUUUCAAUUAUUAUCGUAGUACCAGUUUCACGAUUAGCCAAUCAGAUCGUUGCGUAAUAGACAUCCUGACAUUUAAAGACUGACAGUAAUCAGACGCACCAGAAACUGUAUCUCGUUUUUUCGUGUCGUGCUGGAGGUCGUGCAGUGAACGGGGCUCACGCGCCGCUCCCAAAAGUCAAGUAUUUUCGGAUAAAAAAGCUUUCCCUUAGCUUUCUUUUGCGAUACCUAUUACGGUCCGUGGAUCAAGGCUGCAAGCACAGGCUCUUUGUCUUCUAAAACAUGUUAUGCAAAGUUUGAGUCUGAAAGGCAAGGCUUUACAAAGCCUGCAACGAGACAUUGCGAAUGUUCAGCUGAUGCCCCUUUGCUGUCUUAGUUGCAAGGAAAAAAAAAAAAAAAAAAAAAAAAAAACAGCUCAUAGACAUGCAUAAGACUGCAAACAGUAAACGAAUGAAAACGCCCAUAGGACUCUCGGAUCCAUCCAGAUGAAAAAGUGAUUGCUUGAACCAAAAACGCGAGGAUGAUGCCGCCGUCGACCGCUAGGUGGCUCUGCCUCAGCCUCCUCCUCGCACAAGGAGUGAGAGGACAGUUGAGCAUUGGAAGUGCAGACGCAUUCCUUUCGGAAGACUUUGACUAUAGCACUAUUGUUCCGGAAUCCACACAGUCACCUGAGCCUAUGGUCUCUACUGUCUCACUUGUAGACGAAAGUCCUCUACCUGACUUUGAGGAUGACGUAGCAGGAGGAGAGAGAACAGCCACGGUCUCUUCAUUACCAGAGGGUGAAAUUUCCAGUAAAAUCGGAGCAGUAGAGUACUCUGAUUUCCCAUCAGACUUUAGCACGAAAAUUCUUGAAGGAAAAGAUGAGAAUGCUUCUGAAGUAGUCCUCUCAUCUUUGUCCCAGAUUAUUCCUUCAGAGGUGCUCUCUCCCACUUUGCUUGCAUUAGAACCAACUGUGUUGGUUACAAGACCAACUGAAGCAGUUCGUGCUCUUGCUGACUCUGGUCUUGUAUCACAAAUAGUUUCUUCAGAGGAACCAAUUUCUAGUACAGAAAUUGAACCUUCUGAGUUGGUUAGCAGGCCAACUGAAGUGCUUCAUACUCUUGCUGAUUCAGAGAUAAUUUCUUCAGGAGUGCCAGUUCCUAGUGAACUUGCAGUUGAAACAUCUGAGUUGAUUAGUAGGCCAGUUGAGGCAUCUCAUGCUUUAAUUGAGUCAAGUCAUAUGUCAGAGAUAGAUUCGUCUGGAGUACCAGCUUCCAGUGCAAUUGCAUUUGAACCAUCAGAGUUGCUUAUUAGACCAGAUGCUCUUGUUGAUUCUGCACAUUUGUCAGAGGUAGAAUCUUUAGGAGUGCCAGCUACAUUGGAACCAUCCGAGUUGGUUAGCAGGCCAACUGAAGCACUUCCUGCUUUUGCUGACUCAGAGAUUAUUUCUUCAGGUGUUCUGGCUACAAGUACACUUGCAGUUGAACCAACUGAGUUGGUUAGUAGGCUAGCUGAAGCAAUUCAUGCUUUUACUGAUUCAAGCCAUGUGUUAGACAUAGAUUCUUCAGGAGUACCAGCUUCCAGUCAACUUGCAGUUGAACCAUCCAUCUUGGUUAGAAGACCAGCUGGAGCAGUUCGUGUUCUUGCUGAACCUGAUUCUGACUGGUUACCAAACUGGCCAUCUGAGCUCCUAGACACUACUACAGAAUCUUCGAGAACAGCAACAGUAGUAUUCCCAACAGAGCCUGGACAUACAGCCAUAUUAGCAUCUGCUGCAGCUCCUUUUCUUGAUGAUGAGGGGACUGCAUCAACUGUCAUUCCUUCAUAUACAGUUACUAAAAUCCCAGUGACACAGUAUUUCUUUGAUAUAACAUCUGUAGCACCUACCCCUGCACCAGGGCCACUCUUUGACCCCCAAGAUUUUGUUACUCCAGGCUUUGAUGCACCACUUGACACAACAGCUGAUAUGAUCAGACCCACAGUUGAUCUUGCCUCUAGCAUACCUGAGCUGCAGUCAAGUGUCCUGAUGAUAGACACAAGUCAGCCAUUUGUAACUCCUAAACUCCCACUUGAGGCAACAUUAUCUGCAGGGUCAGAGCUUGGGAGGCCAAGUGUGGAACCACCUGUUAAUGUCUUGAUAUCCACAACAUCCCCAACUCCAGCACUUACCUUGACCUCUACAAGAGUCCAGCCAGAAGAGGAGAUUGAAGUGAUUGACAAUACCCUAGGAGAGGGUGACUUUGUUGAUAGCACCACUUUGAUUGUAGAAGCUGCAGAAGAUGAAAUCACAGGAGUUGAAACCACGGGACCACGACCAUCUUUGGAGGAACAGCCAGAAGAGGAUACAAUUCAUAUCACCACAUCCAGUGAGCUUCUCGUAGAUGUUGCAGCCACUGAAAGUAUGACUGCAGAAUCUGAGGAUAAGCAUCCAGGUAGUACAGGUGAAGCAUUGGCUACAGCCACACUUUUAGCCUUCACCACUCCUCCCUCUUCUCUGCCUGUAACAACUCCUGACGCAGAGGAAGUGACAACCAGCACACCUGUUGUUCGAGUUAGUGUGCAGCCAACACCCUUCUUCCGUACCUCACUGGUCACAGACUCCUCCAGGACCCCCUUGUGGAUGCUUUUAUCUAAGUCAUCACCUUCGCCAACUGUAGAUACACAGCAGACACGCACACGGCUUGCUUCUUCUUUAAUUUCCAGUGCCCAGGGUCCUGACCUGGCAAUUGCUUUGCCUUCUUCCACUACGCUUAAAAGUGAGACUCUUACUGCAACAUUAGCAAGUUCUUCAGUUUCUGAUUCAAGCUUUACUUCCCUUGAGAGUAGCCAGGUUCCCUCCGACUCCUCAGUCCUGUUAGCCACUGUGCCCUUAGAUGAGACUACUUUUACUAUUGCUGAAAGCACUGAGUCAGAUGUAGAACAACCUGAGCUCACAACAACUAUAGUUCUUGAAGACUCAUUAGUCUCCUCUUCCUUGUUUGUUACCACAGAGGGAACAGUAAUAGAACCUCCCAAACAUAAUAUAUCAAGUUAUACCACAGUUGUAGCCCCUACUUUAGACUCUGCUGGAGUUGUCACUCAAUUGCCUCCUGCCAUACCCACAUCUGAACCUCCUGUUCAUAUUGACACUGAAGAGCCUAUCACACCAGCAAGAGUAGACAUAGAUGAAAUUAUUACAACCAGAAAGAGUGAUGAACCCCAAAUGAGUUCAGAGGGACCAACAGUUACUUCCAUAGCAGUAGAAACUUUAGAUUCUGCUCAAGCCAGUAGGCCCAGUAGUGAGAUUAGUGCCACAGAAACAAUAAGUCCUCCUGUGGAGAAACCUGAUGUAGCACCAGAAGUUAGUGUAGCAUCAGAUGUAAGUGUAGCACCAGAUACCAGUGUAGCACUGGAUACUAGUGUAGCACCAGGUGCUAGUGUUGCACCGGAUACUAGUGUAGCACCAGAUGCUGUUGUAGCACCAGGUGCUAGUGUAGCACUGGAUACUAGUGUAACACCAGGUGCUGUAGUAGCACCAGAUGCCAGUGUAGCACCAGGCGCUAGUGUAGCACCGGAUACUAGUGUAGCACCAGAUGCUGUUGUAGCACCAGGUGCUAGUGUAGCACUGGAUACUAGUGUAGCACCAGAUACUGUUGUAGCACCAGAUGCCAGUGUAGCACCAGGUGCUAGUGUAGCACUGGAUACUAGUGUAACACCAGGUGCUGUAGUAGCACCAGAUGCCAGUGUAGCACCAGGCGCUAGUGUAGCACCGGAUACUAGUGUAGCACCAGGUGCUAGUGUUGCACUGGAUACUAGUGUAGCACCAGAUGCUAUCACAGCACCAGAUGCCAGUGUAGCACCAGAUGCCAGUGUAGCACCAGGCGCUAGUGUAGCACCAGGCGCUAGUGUAGCACCGGAUACUAGUGUAGCACCAGAUGCUGUAGUAGCACCAGAUGCCAGUGUAGCACCAGAUGCCAGUGUAGCACCAGAUGCCAGUGUAGCACCAGAUGCCAGUGUAGCACCAGAUGCCAGUGUAGCACCAGUUGUUAGUGUCACCUGGACUCCUGUGCUAGGACCAGCCGAAGAUGAGCAGGAGGAGAAGGAGGAUGCUUCCUUGAUUGCAGCCCCAACUGAGCGACCCCAGACUACAACAGUACCUCCCAUCUUAGCACCAGAGUUGACAGGUGGUUUUACUCCUAUUAUUAGUGAAAUUAGUAAACCUAGUGAAGUAGUGCCUGAAUCUAGUGACCUUCCACCUUUCAGUGAAAUAGUUGAAAGCACUGCAGCUUUCCCUGCACAAACAUCAAAGAGUAUUGCUUUGCCAACACCAGAAUCACCUUUGCCUGUAGUCACUACCAGCAUUCAAUAUGACCACACAGAGAGAGUUAUACCUAGUGACUAUUCUACAGUAGAUGAACUUUUGUCUAGUGUGAUUCCCCAAGAUAGCAUAACUUUAAUUGACAGACUGUCUAAGCCAGUUGAGUCAUCAUCAGUUCUGUAUGAAUCUACAACAGAGCCCCUGAUUCCUUCAUUUGAUAUUGUAUCCUCCACUCUUAUCCCCACAUCUCUUUCUCCAGAAGACUAUGCUUCCUUCAUUGUUACAGACACAGUCAAAACUCCUGAGCCCCCUGUCAUAAUCUCAGAAAGACCUCUGCCUUCCCCAACUAUCUCCUUAAAAGAAGUCUUGUUGACUUCACCUGAUCCCUUUAAGAGUAUGACCUUGGAAUUUAUUACUACUGCUAUGGAUACUGCCAUAGUUAACACAACCUUGCCUUCUGUUUCUGCUUCUCCCAGUCCCCCGGUAGUCUCACCAGCUUUUCCAACAUUACUAACAACUCUAACAGCAACAGACUCCUAUGCUCCCCCUUCCUCACCUGCUGACCUUGAGACAGUCUUCCUGGCUCCCUCCCACUCCCCAAUCAGUACCCCAGACUUACCUGCCCUGGUUGCCCCGACAGCCACAGAACCAGCUCUUGAAGACAUUGCCACAGAAGUGUACCCACACCUAGAUUCUGCUGCCAUACCUGGAGAAGAAACUGCAUCAGAGGAAGCAGUCAAGAAAGAAGAAACUGUGGAUGCUCCAAUGUCCUCUCCUCUGCCACCAGCCAGCCCCUCUCCACCCUUCACAACCAUCACCACACCAACCAUAACCACUACAAAGACCACUACAACCAAAGUUACAAUACCUGCUUCUACCACCACCACCCAAAUACCCACCACACCCCCGUCUGAAGUUAGCAUCACCUUCAUCAUCCCAACUGAAUCAAUGCCAACUCUGACAACAAUUGUGGAGCUCUCGAACGGAACCAUGGUUGAUCGUCCUAUGCCCUAUGUGAGGGCACGUGUGGGCUACAGCGGGCGAGAAUUCUGCCAGCACAGGCACAAUUUCAAGGCUCUGCUUGCAGAAUGGAUCAGCAGACACAUGGAGGAUGUAGACGUGUCACCGCAUGAGAUCACAUUCUUCAAUAUGCCUGAUUGUAAGUCAAUAAAGCCACUCACCGAGGAUCACCUGAACCAAUUUCCUGAAGACCCUACUGAUCCUGACCAAGAGGCUGAGGAUAAAAUGAAUGAUAUAUAUGACUCAGAAAAAAUGACAGAUGUCUAUUUCUAUGUCACUCGUUCUGGCAAGAUUGAUCCCUAUUUAACAGAGCAGUUCCCACUUUUCCCAACUGAACUGGAGAUCAGUGAAGAACUAGCAUACCUGAAGUCAAAGGUCACAGAGUUAGAACUUGUACGUCCAGAUGGUACCACAAACUCCAAUUUAUUGUUAGAAGAAGAAGGAGCAGUUGGCACCUCUGUUAUUGUUAUUAUUGUAAUUUCUACAUUAGUUGGGGCUGCCAUCAUCAUAGCCCUCAUUUUCUUUAUGCUUGUGAGGAAACGUGGUGCUGCCAAUAAUUACUACGGGAGACGAUGUACACCAGUCAGCAUGGAUGCCUACAGCAUGGACAGUGUCUCUGUUUAUCAUUCCUUUAGAAGGAAAAGCAAAAGACGUGCCUCAGGAAGAUCCAUCAAGUCAUAUCUUAAUCAGGCCUUUGAUGAUCCAAAUGGACCUUCACGGCCUCUGAACUUUGCUAAGCUUACUCACUUCAUCUCUGAUAUUGAUGGAGUUCAUGAAGAGUUCUCUACAAUCCCAGUCAAUAUGCCAAAAUAUGAUGAACUACCAGCUGGUGUUGAAGAUAAGAAUAGGUAUGCCAAUGUCAUUCCUGUGCCAGAAACACGAGUUAUCCUCAAAACAGCAAAAGACUCUCCAACCUGUGAGUACAUCAAUGCCAACUAUGUAAGAGGCUCAAGGAAUGAGUCAAAGUACUACAUUGCAACCCAGGCUCCACUAGAUGACACAGUAGCGGACUUCUGGAAGAUGGUUUGGGAACAAGAAACACGUGUGGUUGUUAUGUUGACAGACUUUGUGGAAAAGGGCAUUGACAAGUGUGCUGAUUACCUUCCCCCUUCAGAAACAUUAGAUUGUCAUAGGGUCUACGGUGAAUUCCAGGUAACCCUCAAAUCUCGUGACAUGAAAGAAAAAUUUGUGGUGUCUAAUGUCCAACUGAAAAAUCUAGAAAACAACCUGAUCCGAGAAGUGGCCCACAUGUGGUUCACUGGGUGGCCCACGGCCGGUGUUCCUAAUGAGGAAUCUGGUUUCAUUUCCUUCAUCCUUGAGGUCAGAAGGAACAGGAAGAAGCUUCGAGCCAAAGGACCUGUUGUGGUCCACUGCAGUCCAGGGACAGGGCGCACUGGUACUUUCUUGUCCUGUGACAUGGUGAUGCGACAAUUUGAAGAUCAGAGAAAUGUUGAUGUUCCAAGGACAGUGUAUUCUAUAAGGAGGGACAGAGCUGGUGCAGUGCAGACGAAAGAACAGUAUGCCUUUAUCUACAGGGUUAUCAACUUAUAUGCAUCUAAACUUACUACAGGAAACCUUGAUUCCCUUUAAAAGCACAAGAGCUUAAAAUAUUUUAUAUGAAUGAACAUUUUAUGAUAAUGAAGCCUGAUUGCAGUUACUGAUUAAUUUUUUUUUAAAUAUAUUGUCUGAUUCAGAUAUGACUGCAGUAUUACCUGGUGAAAAAUAAACAAUGUUUAUGUUGUAAAUAAUGAGGUGUGUGAAAUCUCCUGCUGAGGUCCAAAGCCAUACCGUGCUGUCAUUAUGGCUCGAAGUCCCACAAGGAGGCAAUGGUGCUCACAAUACUAUUGUUAAGUCCUUAUCAUGUUGCUGAAGUCCAAAAUGAAAUAUUUAGAAAUAUUAUUUUCUAGUGCAUUCUGCAUUUUUUUCACAUCAUUAUGAAUGUAAAUCAACUUUUACAAAGAUUCUUCUACACACAGACAUUGUGUGCACUACUUUUUUUGUUUAUAUCCACAUGUAGCCAUGUGGCUCACUUACACAUGGAUAUGUUUUGUAUAUGUGUUAUUUAUUUUUGUCUUUCUCUCAUCAUGAUAAAGUCACCAGGAAAGACAACUCACAAAGUGUGCCUUCAGAGAUAAAAGUGCAAUAAGAUAUAGGACCACUGACUAAGCAUGCAUUAUGUACCA